Molecule: messenger RNA, 1068 nt
Organism: Closterium sp. NIES-65
Lineage: Eukaryota; Viridiplantae; Streptophyta; Zygnematophyceae; Desmidiales; Closteriaceae
Source: the annotation of a GenBank genome assembly
AUGGAGCUCGCAUGUUACGUUCGAAGCGCACGGAUCAAGCGCACGAAACGGGCCCUAGCCUCACACUUACGUUUGACGCAUCCGUCCCACUCUCUUACGCCCAUCAAACUCCCUCCCGCCGUCGCCCUACUGCCCAUCGCUCUCCCUAGCGCUCGUCGCACUCACUUCUGCCGCCACCUUCCCUUCCGCUCGUCGCACUCACCUCCGCCGUCACCUUCCCUUCCGUCCGUCGCUCUCACUUCCGCCGUCACCUUCCCUUCCGCCCGUCGCACUCACUUCCGCCGUCACCAGAGCCAAUCCGCCCGUCGCACUCACUUCCCCCGUGACCUUCCCUUCCGCCCGUCGCACUCACUUCCGCCGUUGCCCUCCCUUCCGCCGUCACCUUCCCUUCCACCGAGAGCACUCAUUUCCGCCGUCGCCAUCCCUUACGCCCGUCACCCUCCCUUCCGCCGUCGCCAUCCCUUCCGCCCGACACCUUCCCUUCCGCCCGUCGCACUCACUUCCGCCGUCGCCCUCCCUUCCGCCGUCACCUUCCCUUCCGCCCAGAGCACUCAUUUCCGCCGUCUCCAUCCCUUACGCCCGUCACCUUCCCUUCUGCCCGUCGCUCUCAAUUCCGCCGUCGCACGGCGUUCUGCCCUCACCUUCCCUUCUGCCCGUCGCCGUUCCUUCCGCCGUCGCCUCCCUUCCGCCCGUCACCAUCCCUUCCGCCGUCGCCCUCCAUUCCGCCCGUCGCCCCCCUUUGUCUCGUCGCGCUCCCUGUUGCUCAUCGCCCUCCCUCCGGCUCGUCCCCUCGCAAUCCCCGUAUCUCUCGCCCCUCAUCGCCCUGGCAUUCCCGUCACUGCUUCCCCCGUGUCCCUUCUCUGCUUCCCCCCAUGUCCCUGUCCCUGCUACCCCCCACGCCCUUCCAUGCUUCCCCCCAUCCCCUUCCCUGCGUCCCCAUGUCCCAUGUCAAAAAGCGUGAAGCGUCGAUUCCGAGGCUGCAACCAGCAGUUGCAGCUGGUGGCACCUGACGUGGGCAGAAUCGAAUUGGUUGUCGUGGGGCGGCCGAGCUGGGCAGAUUGUCGUUAG